AUGCUAGUCGGACCCUAUUUCUUACCUCCUCCUCUCUCCCUCCGUGACAGAGGCGCCUGCCUCUCGGACAGCUCCCUCUCGUCUCCGGGCUUCCAGACACCAUCACUACUGCCGAUUUUCCUACCCCGUUUUUCAUCACCCCUCUCCCUCUCUCCCUCCCUCUCUCCCACGUGGCCCCUGCCCUCUCUGGACGACAUCUUCUCAGCCCAGCUCCCUCUCGUCUCCGGCUUCCAAGACACCAUCACUGCUGCCUGGCAACCACGCAGUAAUCUAGUGCUAAUUCAGACUUCCAUGCUCUCUUUUCCCUCCCAGGUGGCGCCUGCCCUCUCUGGACGACAUCUUCUCAGCCCAGCUCCCUCUCGUCUCCGCUUUCAACACGUCAUCACUUCAGCCUUGCAAGCAGGCAGUGUGGCGCCUGCCUCUCUGGAAGACAUCUUCUCAGGCCAGCUCCCUCUGGUCUCCGGCUUUCAAGACGUCAUCACUUCAGCCUUGCAACCACCCUCCACCACACCUGCUGCCAAUUCCACCCCGCUCCCCGCUCCCACGACGCUCGGCUCCCGCUACCAGCCAACCGUCGCCGGCCAUUUCCACGUACGAGUUUGUCCGGUCUGCCAUCCAGCAGUUCGGAGCCCCAUCCGCCUUCCCAAUGAGUCUGGAUUAGAUCCGAGACUCGGUCGUCCACCCCAAUCCUCACCACAAGCAGCAGCAGCAGCAGAAGCAACAGGGUCUGCUGAAAUCAGUGCAGAAAAUGCUGACACUGGUAGCAGUGGCAGGGAGGAGCAGCUCAGUCAGGCGGUAAUGAGUGGUACUGACAGUGGCACUGGUGCCUCUGGCAGCAGUUCAAGCAGCAGCAGCAACAGUGAAUCCGCCCCUGCUGCUGCUUCUUCUGGUGAGUUUGAUCUGGGCUCUGCUGCAUCAGCUGCAGCAGGAGGGUUGCUGGAGGGGGCAGCAGGCGUAGUGGCAGGGAGGAUAGAGCAGCGGCGAGCGGAGCUGAGGAGAAGCCUCACAGACAUGGGCAUCACCCUGCCCUGGUACGACCAGAAGAACGGGCAAGGGGCAGACGGACAGAGCAGCAUUUCUGAUGCAGCGGCAGCAGCAGGCGAUUUUCUGGAGGGGGCUACGAGUGCGUUGGUGGGGCGGAUAGAGCAGCGGCGAGCAGAGCUGAGGAAAAGCCUUGUGGACCUUGGGAUUAACCUGCCCUGGUACGACCAGAGCAGCGGGCAAGGGGCAGAUGGGCAAGGGACAGACAGGCAGGCAAGCCCCACUACAGAUGUCACUGCUUCCCAAGAGCCGUCCUCUUUCUCCUCCUCCCUGGAUGAUCUUCGCAAGGCUGCUUUCCGGCAGACUGAGGGGUGCUGGGUCGCUCGCCCUGCUUGGCAGCACAGCUGGCAGCCUACCAUUGGUCGAGGGGGAGAAGAAGAGUGUAGGAGCAGCUAA
Molecule: messenger RNA, 1437 nt
Organism: Closterium sp. Naga37s-1
Lineage: Eukaryota; Viridiplantae; Streptophyta; Zygnematophyceae; Desmidiales; Closteriaceae
Source: the annotation of a GenBank genome assembly